Molecule: messenger RNA, 4388 nt
Organism: Phymastichus coffea
Lineage: Eukaryota; Metazoa; Arthropoda; Insecta; Hymenoptera; Eulophidae
Exons: 10
Coding region: 111-4364 (1417 amino acids)
Biological process (GO): response to oxidative stress
Molecular function (GO): peroxidase activity; heme binding
Source: RefSeq, a predicted model, not a curated record
GUUUUGUUCUGUUUCUCUCUUAUUUUGCUUCGGGAAACAAUUAGCGAACAGUGCUUCUUUUGAAGAAAGACGUUGUUGGUCAUUCGAAACACACAUUACCAUCGGCAAGGAUGAGGUGCUUGGUGUUGCUGCGGACCAAUUUGGUACUUCUCUCCCUGGUUUUUACGGCAGCAGCUGUUUCUGCAAUCAAUAAGCCAUUUGACAUUGCAGAUUACGUUUAUGGAGUAGACUAUGACUUACAAGCUCGUGCUCGUGCCGCUAUCGAAGCAGAACGUUUCACGCUUCAAGUACCUCACCAUCAGCAGCAGCAGGAGCCAUGCCGCGUGAGACAGGAACGGCCUUGUCCGCCAAGCAAGUACCGCACGCCUUCCGGGGCUUGCAACAAUGUCAGACAUCCAGCCUGGGGCGCUCGUGGUUCACCUUACCUUAGGCUUGUGAAGCCUGCCUAUGUCGAUGGCAUAAGGAUCCCACGUCACUCAUCGAGCAACCAUGCUCUACCCAACAGUGUAGAAACAGUGUACAAUAUCCGGUUAAAUCGCCCAGUCGACGACACAGCUCACGAGGGCCUAAGCAGUCUUGCGGGUGUUUGGUCCGAAUUAAUUCUUCGUGACAUCUCUAGCCCCGUCCGACCACGUCAUCGUGACAGUUGUUGCCAGUCAAGUGUACGCCAUCCCGAAUGUAUGCCCGGCUUGGAUGAAGAAGGUCGAUGCCUGGAUUAUAUGCGUACAACACCAACGCUCAGCAGCCACAGCUGCCACUUUGAGACUCGAGAGCAGAUGAACGGUGCUUCUGGUUAUCUCGACGGAUCAGAUCUUUAUGGAAACAAUGACGAUAAAUUUCACAAACUCAGGACUUAUUUCAGAGGCAAAGUCAACAUUUCACAGUGCGAGCUUUGCAAUCGUGUUAACUCUAGUAUAGGUCACGUGUAUCUGGCUUUACUCCAUGAGCACAAUAGAAUCGCUGACAACUUGUCUGAAAUCAAUGAGCAUUGGAGCGACACAAAACUCUUUUUGGAGGCCCGUCGUGCUGUUGUCGCUCAGAUCCAACAUGUGACUCUAAGCGAGUUCGCCCCAAGCGUGCUAGGCGAGACAGCUUUCACGGACAGUGAAUUGACACCGACGAGCAGUGGCUUCUACUCGGGUUAUUCGUCGACCAAUCGCGGUGGCGCAAUCGAUGCCGUAGCUUUAACUGCUCUGCAGAUACUCACUUCUCUCAAACGCGAAGAGAGUUCGGCUCUCGAGGAACAGGUUAUUCUUGCGGCUAAACGCGUGAGCCUCGAUGUCGCCGACCAGGAUGAUAAUGUUCAAGGCUGGUCUCCCAGUGCUCUCCUUGUUCAUGAAGCUAGAGAUCAUGGUUUACCCAGUUACGUUCAGUUCGUUGAUUACUGCUCACGUGGACGUGUCAAGGUUGAAAACUUCACAAGCCUCGCACAUAUCAUGAAGGUAAACGAUGUAGUUCUGCUUCAGAAUAUCUAUUUGCGCGUGGAAGAUGUAGACUUAAUCAUUGGUGGUAUGCUGGAAAUUCCAACUGAAGGUGCAGCUGUAGGACCAACUUUCGCUUGUUUACUACGUGAACAGUUGAUAAAGCUUCGUAACUCGGACCGAUUUUGGUACGAGAAUGAUAUUCCACCAUCAAGUUUGAAACCAGAGCAGCUUACCGAGAUCCGUAAGGUUUCUUUAUCCGGAAUUCUUUGUGCCAAUGCUGACAUAGCCAAGAUUCAGCCUAAGGCUUUCAUUCAGCAAGAUCCUUACUUAAAUGCUAAAAUUGAUUGCAAUCGGCAUGGAUUACUCGACUUGUCAGCCUGGAGAGAAGAAUCCAUUCCAGUUGCUGUGACGGACAAUCAUAUGGAGAUGACUCCUGGAUUAUCCAAUACUGCUUCAUCCUUACUAUCGGAAAUCAACGAAGAUAUGAUUAAGGAUGCAGUGAAGAAGGCUGAACAGGAUCUGCUCAUGCGUAAACAGCUAGAGUACAAUUCCUGGUUGGAACAGCAAACUGCCGAUCCGAAGUCUCCACUCGGUACCGCAGCUAGUUUCUCGAAGGCCAACAAGGAUGCUCUUUCACUUGCAAACUCAUCAAUUCUCUAUGAAUUGGCAACCAAUGAAUUGGUCAACGGAAUUCAUGGUCUGAAAAGAAGAAAGAGGCAAGCUUUCGACUCAGGCGACAACGUUCUCGGCUUCCCCGCCAACGAGUUCAACGACGUUCUACAGAACGUUGAUGUCUCAAACUUCAUAUCUCGUAAGAAACCCACCAACCACGAAGAAAUAGAUUGUCCAGUCGAUGACCACGCUUGUGACCCAACUACACCGUACCGUACUUUCUCGGGUCAUUGCAAUAACCUUCGCAAUCCUAAUCUUGCAAAAUCUCUCACGACAUUUGCUCGUCUCUUACCGCCCGUUUACGAAGAUGGAGUGUCUCAACCCAAAAUCACCGGCGUGACUGGUAAUCUUCUGCCAAACCCACGUACCAUCUCAACGACCAUUCAUCCUGACAUCUCAAAUCUUCAUAACCGUUAUACCUUAAUGGUUAUGCAAUUCGCCCAGUUUCUUGAUCACGACUUAACCAUGACACCCAUUCACAAGGGUUUCGCGGAGUCCAUCCCUAGCUGUCGUUCGUGUGAUUCCAGUCGUACGGUACAUCCAGAGUGUAAUCCCUUCCCCGUGCCAGACAGCGACCACUAUUACCCGACUCUUAAUGCGUCCACUGGCCAACGUCUAUGUAUCCCAUCGAUGAGAUCUCUACCGGGACAACAGCAUCUUGGACCACGUGACCAGAUCAAUCAAAAUACCGGUUUUCUCGACGCGUCCGUCAUCUACGGAGAAAACAGGUGUAUUGCCGAUGUACUCAGAGGUUUUAAUGGUCGCAUGAAUAUCACCGCUCGUUCACAUCUGGGUCGUAAAGACAUGUUACCAAUGUCUGCCACUCAUCCUGAGUGUAAAGCCCCUUCGGGUCAGUGCUUUAUCGGUGGUGAUGGUCGUGCUUCCGAACAACCUGGUUUGACUGUCAUGCAUACUAUGUGGGUUAGAGAACAUAACAGAAUAAUGGAGGGUCUCAGAGCAGUCAAUCCUCACUGGGAUGCUGAAAAAUUGUUUCAAGAAACUAGAAGAAUUAUCAGUGGUAUGCUGCAGCACAUCGUCUAUAACGAGUUUCUACCACGUAUUCUCGGUUGGAACGCUAUAAGUCUUUACGGUUUGAAACUGCUGCCUCAGGGUUAUUACAAAGAAUACGCGCCUACUUGUAAUCCAAGUUGUCUUAACGAGUUCGCCACAGCGGCUUUCCGUAUUGGGCACUCGUUGUUGAGGCCACAUUUGCCACGUAUGAAUCGCCACUAUCAGAAUGUUGAUCCUCCAAUCUUGCUGCGCGACGGUUUCUUCAAUCCUGACAUGCUCUUCCAAGACGACAUGAUCGACGAGAUGACUCGCGGUUUGGUAUCCACUCCCAUGGAGACGCUUGAUCAGUUUAUCACCGGUGAAGUUACGAAUCACUUGUUCGAGCAGAAGGGUAUUCCCCAUUCGGGUGUGGAUCUCAUUGCCUUAAAUAUUCAAAGAUCGAGGGAUCAUGGUUUGCAAGGCUACAACGCUUACAGAGCUCUUUGUAAUUUGAAGAGGGCUACAAGCUUCGAAGAUCUGUCGAGAGAAAUGGCACCUGAAGUCAUUACCAGACUUAGGAGGGUCUAUGCUCACGUUGACGAUAUUGAUCUGUUCCCUGGUGGUAUGAGUGAAAGACCACUGCAGGGUGGUUUGGUAGGACCAACGUUCGCAUGUAUCAUUGCCAUUCAAUUCAGACAAGCGCGAAAAUGCGAUCGUUUCUGGUACGAGACUGACGACCCGAACAUCAGAUUCAGUGAGCAGCAGCUCGCUGAAAUUCGUAAGACUACCUUGUCCAAAGUAUUGUGUGAAAACAUGGAUAAUCACGCUGAAAUGCAGCGAGCUGCUUUUGAUCUGCCCUCGAACUUCCUAAAUCCUCGUGUGCCUUGUGGUUCCAUGCCACAUAUGAACUUUGAAGCAUGGCGUGAAACUCGGCAUGGAUGUCAAAUUGGUGAUAGACAUGUUGCUGUUGGAGAUUCUGGCUUCCCUACACCCUGUACGAGCUGCGUCUGCACUAAUGAGGGCACACACUGCGCAUCUUUGAGAAUAACAGACUGCAACCAACUUUUGCGUGAAGCAUCGCGCGAAGCGAUUUUACGUGACGACGUAUGUACCGCUCAGUGUGGAUUUGUGCUUGCGGCAACCGACAGCUCGCUCAACUUCAACCAGUUCAACAACAAUUUCGGUGGUUUCAAUCAGCAGCGAAGUUUGCGAUCGCCGUUCUCAUCAUCCUCGUUUAAUGGCUUCAAGCUACCUGACCUCUCGCAAUUCAUCGGUUGAACAAUUUAAUUAUCCUCAAUUUGU